Messenger RNA from Cornus florida, 1717 nucleotides. RefSeq names its product F-box protein CPR1-like. The coding region runs from base 186 to 1244 and encodes 352 amino acids. Lineage: Eukaryota; Viridiplantae; Streptophyta; Magnoliopsida; Cornales; Cornaceae. The transcript is spliced from 3 exons. Gene Ontology annotation, molecular function: protein binding. The record is from RefSeq and is a predicted model, not a curated record.
UUCAUUUUAAUUCCAAUCAGGCAAGUGGUUUUCUCCAAGCGCCGAAAUGGGCUGCUAAAGAAAGUAUUUGAGCUUUCAGUUCUAUUCUUCUCUGCGACGCCGCUCUCAUCAUCUUCUCUCCUAGAGUAAAGCUCUAUAAAUUUGCCAGUACAAGAUACAUAAAAACCCUAAAGAGAAGCCCAAAAAUGGUAGCAAUUCCGUUGGAAGUAAUCGCCGACAUACUAUCAAGAUUACCGGUGAAACCCCUUCUGCAGUUCAGAUGCGUAUCGAAAUCAUGGUGUGCUCUGAUCGACAGCCCACAUUUCAUCAAAUCGCAUCUAAAUCGAUCCAUCGAAACCAACACCAAUCGCAGGCUCAUUUUCAGUGAUUUCGACCUCUUCUCCAUAGACUUGGACUCUCCCGAUGAUGAUUGGCUAGCUCUUGACCACCCGUUGAAGAAUGAGGAAGCCACAAUAGUGAUCGGAAGUUGUGAUGGCUUGCUCUGUUUGUGUGAAUCGUGGAAAGACAUUACCCUCUGGAAUCCUUCCACCAGAAAACACCACAAGUUACCGGUCACACCGAUUGAGUUCUCACGCAAAGGUUGGAGGAGUGACGAUAGCAGAUACGGGUUUGGGUAUGACAGUGUCAGUGAUGACUACAAGGUGGUGAAAAUAACAUUGUAUCACUUUGAAGACGAUGUUGAUUCAUUUGACUCUGAAGUGGAGGUGUAUAGUCUGAAGUCGAAUAGGUGGCGAAGAAUUCAAGCUUUCCCUUAUUAUCUUCUGUACAGGGGGAGGAAUGCUAUAUUCACUAAUGGAGCUUUGCACUGGGUUGGGUGUGAGUCAGAUAGCACCAAAUUGAUUGCUGCUUUAGAUCUUGGGGUUGAGGAAUAUCGGUUGGUGGCACAGCCUGAUUAUUCUGAUAAGGAGUUUAAAAUGAAUGUGGCAGUUCUAGGAGGAUGGCUUUGUGUACUUUGCCACUAUCACAGCUUUUGCGAUUUGUGGGUGAUGAAGGAGUAUGGAGUUAAGGAAUCUUGGACUAGAUUAUUUUCUGUUUCAAUGCCGAAGAUCAGCUUUAGUCCGUUCGAUAUUGUGAGGCCUUUGGCUUUUUCCAGGAGUGGUGGGGAAGUAAUACUGCUACAGGGUGGUGAAAGGUUUGUUUGGUAUGAUUUAAAAAUGAAAACAAUCACAAAAGAAAUUAAGGUCUACCAGGCGGAGAUCGAUGGACUUUUUGUUUGUUUUGGUAGUCUUGUUCCGCUUCGGUGAUGAUGGUGGAAGUGAUUAGAAGCAGCAAGCUUGAAGGUUAAAAGGCUAUUUAGCUAUGGAAGUUGAAUACAUCUAUUGCAAUCAGGGGAUCCAGAAAACAUGCCAAAGAAAAGUGAAAUCAAUCCCAAGGAGAAUAAUAUAUCUUGAAUAUCCCAAAGUUGUUGUGGUUGAGUUUUGUCUAAAAUGGGAAGCCCUGAAGUGAUUGGAUGAAGAGACAGUUUUUUUUUUUCGAAUGUUGAUGAAAAGAGACAAGUUCUUCAAGCUGAAAUCUCCCAUAUCCUUUCUCGGGUUUUUGGUGUGGUUGUGACAUUGAACUUUGAGUAUGGCCUCAUUAUUUUGAGUACAGAAAACUAAAUACUAUGCUUUGAAACUGUGAACUUGAACUUUGUAUUUGAGUCUAGCUGCAUUAUUUUUGCUUCUAUUACUAAAGGUUUUUAUUAUUGGUUGGUAAAUAAAAAAAGGUUGUACUGUCA